Lepidothrix coronata (blue-crowned manakin) is the source of this 1907-nucleotide messenger RNA. RefSeq names its product electron transfer flavoprotein beta subunit lysine methyltransferase (gene ETFBKMT). Gene Ontology annotation, biological process: peptidyl-lysine trimethylation. The transcript is spliced from 4 exons. Bases 257 to 1060 code for a protein of 267 amino acids. NCBI's taxonomy places the organism in Eukaryota, Metazoa, Chordata, Aves, Passeriformes, Pipridae. Gene Ontology annotation, cellular component: mitochondrial matrix. The record is from RefSeq and is a predicted model, not a curated record. Gene Ontology annotation, molecular function: protein-lysine N-methyltransferase activity.
CACCGCUCCAGCCGGGAGCUGCCCGUGCCCCCCGCAGAGGGGAGCCCGGCACGGGGGGUGCGGGGAUGGCGGCGGGGCGGCCCCGGUUUGCCCCCCUCGCUGAACCGGGCGGCCUUCGGCCCCGGGAAUUGUCAUCCAUCGCUAUGAAAAACAACAACGUCCUGUGAGUUUGUUUCAAGCUUUCUGCCUCAUUAUCCUGCUUCAGAUAAGCUGUGCUCUGAGCUCUCCUGGGGAGGGUUCGUCUCCUUGGGGAAGCAUGGCCUUCCGUGGCUGGAAGUGGCUCCUCCCUUUGGACAGGAAGAACUUCUUUGCCAAAGCUUGGAGUAGCAGGAGGGGAGGCUGGAAGCGCUGUUGCCAUUGGAGUGCUGGCAAGUCUCUGGACCCCGAGGUGAAAGCAUUUUUGGAGGAGAACACGGAGGUCACCAACAGUGGGCACCUCACACCAGAGAUACGGCUGCGCCUCCUCACCCCUCGCUGCAGGUUCUGGAGAGAAAAACCCGACCUGUGGCCUUACGGGGACCCAUUCUGGGCAAUUUACUGGCCAGGAGGCCAAGCCCUCUCCAGGUACAUUUUAGAUAAUCCCCGCGUCGUUAAGGGACGAUCGGUUUUGGAUCUUGGAAGUGGAUGUGGAGCAACAGCAAUAGCUGCUGUGAUGAGUGGGGCAUCCCAAGUCCUCGCUAAUGACAUCGACCCUAUUGCAGGAGUGGCAAUGAUCCUGAACUGUGAACUGAACCACCUGAAUCCCUUCCCCAUCACCAUUAAGAAUAUCAUUAAUUCAGAGGCUGGCAACUGGGACCUCAUUGUUUUAGGAGAUAUGUUUUAUGAUGAACAACUUGCUGAUGGUCUGCAUCACUGGCUGAGGAAGUGCAUCAGGAUACAGCAAACUGAAGUGCUGAUUGGUGACCCUGGCAGGCAUCAGUUUUUAAGCCACAGCAUUCAGAGUCAUUUGCACAAAGUUAUAGAAUAUUCACUUCCCGAGUACACUAGACAAGAAAACCAUGGAUUAACAUCAAGUAUUGUCUGGAGUUAUCAGCCCUCAAACGGCUCAGCAGACUGUUGAAGUUGGCUUUGUAAGGAAUUUUGUCUUGCUUGGUUGGCUUUUUAGUGAGUACGUAAAAAGAAAAUGGGAAUUAAACACAGUACAUUAUUUGUUGAUGUAAAGCAGAUUCCUGUACCUUCACUGAACUGAUUUGUCAUACUCACUGAGGCUUUUGCUCCAUUUGAGGUAAAAGCUACAUGCAAACUGUAUUCAGAGGGGCCUGCACUGAAGUGCAGACCCACAGAUGAAUCACACAUAAGAGUUUGCAUGCUUGAUGUUUUUCAUGUAUAUUUGUGUCUUGCUCUCUAACAGUACUGUGAAAUGUUUUGGAUGUCCAGUACACUGCUGUGGGGAGAGGGCCAUGGCUGACAGACUACUGCAUUGCUUUCACAGACUUUUGCAGCUUAUUUAUAGAGAAAUUGUCAGUGUCCUUCAUAAAAUUCUAAAUCAUAAGAGAUUAAUAGCUCUUAAUAUGCUCAACUUAAAGUGCCUUGCUCCUUUUCUGGAUAUCUCUUCUGAAUGUCAGAGUAACUAAUUUAAAUCUCCCUUUUUCCCUCUAUAAUAAAAGCUUACUCUUCCUUCAAACUGCCUGAGUGAUUAUGUAGGAGUUGCACACAAACCUAAAAUAGCUUCUUGACUGGUAGCCAGUGUAGAAGUUUUUAGUAAGUGGAAAGCACCUAAAUAGUACUAGCUAUGGGGUAACUUGAUCAUCUAGAGAGUAGGGUGAAAUUACCUACAUAUCUGAACUUUGCAAGGGUAAACCAGGCAAACUAUCACCUUGGGAAGCUGCUGAGGGAUGAAGAGAUCUUUCCUUGUGUGACAAACAGAAUAUAACUAAAUAAAAACAGGGAAUAAAAGUUUGAUAUAA